This is a messenger RNA of Cladophialophora psammophila CBS 110553, 561 nucleotides long. RefSeq lists its product as uncharacterized. Bases 1 to 561 code for a protein of 186 amino acids. The record is from RefSeq and is a predicted model, not a curated record. The transcript has 2 exons. Lineage: Eukaryota; Fungi; Ascomycota; Eurotiomycetes; Chaetothyriales; Herpotrichiellaceae.
AUGACUCAUCCUAAGCAGUCCAUCCGCCCAGUCUCGAGCCUCGACCUCCCAUUGCUCUCCGACCUCGUUCACACCGGCAAACUCGCUCUCCCCAUCAACCGGCUCCUGUUCAAGGACUGGCUCAAUGAUGCCGCCCAGAAACCGCUCUAUGCAGCUGCCGCCGAAGCAGCAUUCAAAGAUGAACAGCUCGAAUGUCUGAAAGCGGUUGACGAGGGAUCUGGAGACAUUCUCGGACAUCUUUCCUUGACCAGGAAACGCCCUGACUCGGAAUUCAAGGAGGGCCAACCGACCCCUGACGAAGAAGCUGAGCUUGGAAAGCAGCAGCAGGAUAUACCCGAAUUUUUCAACCCCGACGUUCUCUCGGCAGUUUCGAACGCGGUGGCUGAGAUUCCCGAGCAGUUGGAAGGACUCGAUCAUUUCGAGCCCACGUAUAUCAAGCCUCCGAACCGUCGACGAGGGAUAGGAUCGCAAUUGGUCCAUGUCCGCCUCGAGAGGGCAAAGGCCAAGGGCAUACCACUUGUGGUCUGCUCUGAACCCGCAGCAGCACGACUUUUUCCUUGA